AUGAAAUUACUGAACUUUCUUUUUAUUCCUCAUUCAUUCUUUUUAUACUCAUCUACAAAAGCUUUAUCUUCUCUUCACGGUAUAGAGAUUGGUAGCUGUGAAAAUUAUUUUCUUGCCUUCUAUACUUAUUUGGCUAUGGUUACGAUGAACGUGCGGGAGAGCGCAAUGAUAAACGCCCUUGAAUAA
Messenger RNA from Clunio marinus, 186 nucleotides. Lineage: Eukaryota; Metazoa; Arthropoda; Insecta; Diptera; Chironomidae. The record is from the annotation of a GenBank genome assembly.